This is a messenger RNA of Cladocopium goreaui, 5235 nucleotides long. NCBI's taxonomy places the organism in Eukaryota, Dinophyceae, Suessiales, Symbiodiniaceae. The record is from the annotation of a GenBank genome assembly.
AUGGUGAGGGCGGGCGUGAAAGCAGUCAUUGCUGAGGCGGAACAACGGCACCGUGAGGUCUUAGAAGCCAUUGUGAAGCAGUUGCAGCAAAGUCAUCUCCAGGAGAAACAGGACCUAGAGAUUCAGCAGCAGCGAUUGAGGAAUGAGCAUGCCAAAGCCCAGGCUGAAAUCGCUUCGUUGCGGACUGAGUUGCAAGCAGCAAACAGUAGGCUAUCGAUGUUCCACACGGAAGCCAACAAUGAGCACCAGUCAAAAGUCCAGGAGCUCAGUAAAAAUCUGCAGAAUGAGUACAACCUUAAACUCAUGGAAGUGCAAACAUCAACAGCGGAAGAGUACCAAGAACUAGUAAGGCAAACUGUAGAGGACGCUACAAACGGAGUAGAGCGCAUUCGGAAAGAUGAAAAAUCCGCUCUAGACGCGCAAGAAAUGCGUUAUGCUCUAGAACUGCAAGACGCGAGCGACCAAUGCGCAGCUCUUCAGGACCAAGUGGAUGAACUAGAACAUCGUUGCGAAGCACGCGUUAGCUCUGAUGAAGCGUCCGCCGGCCUAGCGGCUGAGCCAUCCGGGAAACCGAUGUCAGCAUUUGAAAAGCUAAGAGCCGAAACCAGAAGUAAGCUUAGGAUUGUUCUUGACAACCCCGCUCAGCAUGAACUAGCUAGCUUUAGCGAUGCUAGGUCAGAUCUUGACAAAGGUUCGGUCGCACCGAAAGCUCCUGCGGCAGACGUCCCAGCAGCAUCAAGUGAUCGGCCAGAGAACAAGAAGAUCCCGACUCUACCAGUUGAAGGUGCAAAGUCACUCACACCGACGGAAGAGUUCCCGAGUCCAUCAGAAGGUGAGGAGAACAAAACCUACCAAUUCCUGUUGACAAGCGUUCGCAACUAUAUCGAUCGAGAACGUCUUAGGACCAAUCGUGAUCGUGUUGCCCAACGUCAGAACCCCAACAAGGAUGUGCUGAAUCAGGGGGGCAAGUCAGUGAUGUUUUCAAACCGUGUUCAAUAUCGCAAGAUCCCCGCUAGAGGAGAUAUGUGUCCAAUCAUCAUCACACCCAAGGUUCAUGAGAAGGUUUUCACUACUGAGGAAUGCCCAAAGGUUAACCUCAAGACGGUUCAUGAAGCCCAGGUCGUUGCAAGGCAACUACAUGAAGCAGUUGAAAUGUUCGACGGCGAUUGGGAACCAGCAUGCAAAUUCAAUUGCACUGAGGAUCAUCCGGUGUUCUUGAAGCUCACUUGCAAGUGUUGUCGUAGGCUGAUGGAGCCAAAGCACAUUGGUUCUUCGCCACCGGAAACGGUGCAGCCACCAACAACACAUGCCAAGCCCAUUGCAUCGAGCUCUAGUGCUGCUGCAGCCCAACGCGGGUUCGUGUUUCCUCUUCGCGCCGCACAAGAGGCCAAAGAGCCUAAAGCCAUCAAGCCACAAGACCUUUUGAUUCAAGACGCCAACCGUGAGGUUGUGCCCAAUGCUGAUGCAGCAGAGGCACUUCCACCACCUCCAUUCGUGUACGUGCAAGGCAACCCAGCCGAUCAGACUCCAGAACAACCCCUCGAUGCGGAUGCACAGCAACUCUAUCAGGAGAUGUCUGCCGACAUUGCUGCCGAGUCCGGGGCCCCCAGACUGACACCUUCAGGAUUCUACGAUUUGGUUGGGAACCAGGCUGGAUGGGAGCAGCUUUUCUGCACCUUGGCUUGUGUGGGCAACACCAGAGAACUUGGACUUCUUCAAGAAGGGAAGGACGCGUGUUUAGCUUUCAUGAGCGAGUACACCUGUCAGACCAUCGCUGGUGUCUACUUGAAAGACCUAGACUGGUUGCCCAACAUUCACCGCCUGCUUGAAGUUGAUUUCGGCGCUUUGGAAAACUUUGAAGCCCCAGCACCCGAAGAGAUCCCAUGUAUUUGGAAAGACGCCAACAGCGAUGUUGUGCCAGUUUAUGUUAUCACUUCGGAUUCAAUCCUCGCAAUGGUGUCAGGCUCCAAAAAGAGCUUGCGCCGCCACGACUUGUGUCAGGCUUUGUCGGACACGAAACGCAAGGAAGUGUGGAAGGUGAAGCAUGAGAUGUUGUGGGGCAAGAGUCUAGGACCCAUCGUGAAAAGGAACAUUGAGUUGUGUCGUGAGGCCAAAGCUGAAUUCGACGCAACCUUUGCGGGUUUGCCACACAAGAAGCUCCAGAUCGUGUCUUUGGUUGUAUGGUCGGGCAACGAACUUGUUGGCAAGUACGGAAUCGAUGAGACUGGACAUUGGCCGUACGACUACCCGGAGGGAAUCUACCCUGACUUGCUUGCAGAUUGCAAACGCCACCUGACUUGGUACAGUGAUCAGCUCAAGAAGCUUGGCAUUGGUGCGGCGGCUCUUCUUUGUGAGCCGGACGAGGAGAUCUAUGGGUCACGUCCUUGCGGACGCAUGCUGCACAAGGAAUUGCGGGAAGCCUUCCAUGCUGAGUUGUCGGAGUACCCGCAUGGUCACAUCAAGUGGUUGGUCAAUGAUGAACUGCCGUACAGGUUGGUGUUGAAAGAUCACUACCAUGCUGAGCAGUCAGAGGCAAAUGCCCACAAGAUGGUUCACUUCAUUCUCUCAACAUGCCUUUUGCUUGCAGUGGAGGAACAGGUGGAGAAAUUUUCUCGCGUUGCAUUCAAGCACCGUCGGCGGAACAUGAACGAUUAUGAUCAACGUCAAGGCUGGAUGACGCUUGAACAGUUCUCCGAUGGGUUCCAACAACUAUGGAAGCGGCAUGUCACCCCAAUGGUUUCCACCAAGUCGCUUGAUGUUGAUGGGGAGGGAAAGCCAUUUACUUGGGAGGAGGUUGAGAAUGAACAGCCAAACACGAUGGCUCCAGUCGACAAGGAGGACAUUGAAGAGGCCGAGUCGCAGCCGCUGGACAAGACAAAGCCCGCCGUUCGAGAGAACGUGCCAGAGUACAAUCCUUGGGAUGGUGUUGACACAUCUGACGACAAGUAUGCUGAGAACUACUUGGGGCACAGGCCAUACGUUUCGGAUCACCGAGACAGAGCCGUCGCGCAUGUCAGUGGUCACGUGGAUAGUUAUCACUAUCGUCUUGAGGAGAAUGUUGCAGGCGAUCAAGUCCAGCAUGUCAUCGUUGAGGGUCACGCAUACGAACUCGUUCCAGUCACUCAGGAGAUGAUGCAACCCGCAGAUGGCAGAAAAAUCUGGUACUCAGGCCACCUCCACAACCACAAAACCAAGUUCAACAAGGUCUUGAGAGGUCAUGGCAAGAACGCAGGUUUGCCCUUCGAUGAUCAAAUGUUUCUUGACAUUGAGGAUUUCUGCGUCGCACUCUUCAGGGAGUUGCCAUGGAAAGAUCAGCGGCUUUCAAUGCAGGACAUCAUCGCUGUAAUGUUGCAAGAUGGUCGUGGCAGAUUCCAAUUCCUUGGAGCACCAGGCAUGCAAAUUGCAACCAGGAUGAGUUUGAGCUACUGGCCGUUCAAGGUUUGCCAACUGUCGAAGGAAAGGACGUGGACGAAGAGUUCACUCUGGAAAGACAUUAUGCUCAAUGGCCUCAUCCCCGGCGGUGGUCCUCGAGUGAACAGCGGAAGAGCGCAUGUGUACUGUUCUGCCAAGGCAUUGGAAGACGAAGACUUCAAGUCAGGACUUCGUCGCGUUCACCCGAUUCAAUUGACGAUCAACAUGCAAGAAGCUGUUCGUGAUGGAAUCAUUUUCUUCAAGACGGAGAGUGAAGGGAUUCUCACAACCAUGACCAUUCCUGCCAGGUACGUCAUCACCGCGAAGGACACCGACACUGGCGAGAACUUGUGGGUCAGGACAUCACGAAUUCAGCGCACAGAGCCGGAUUAUUCACUGGACGUUGCUGUGAGUGAACGCGUGCAGAAGAUUGAGGACAAGUCCCCAAAACUGCCGUUCAAAGCUCCCCCAGUGCCAGCACCUGUGACCUCGGCCGAAGCUGCUCCAAAGAGCAUGCCAUUGAAGGUGAAAGCACCACCGCCGAGCGUGCAGAAGUUGAUCGCCGAGAAGAAAGCCAAAGAAGCUGGAGUGCAAGGACCAACAACUCCACCAAAGGAGCCAGCUGUUCCUGGACCAAAGACUCCGCCCAAGAUGCCAACUCGACCUGCUCCGAAGCCACCCUCAAGGGUUGACAAGACAGUGAUCGAGGAGGAGAAGACCGAUGACAAAACUGAGGUCAAGACUGAGACAGCAGCAAAGGGCACAUCAACAGUGGCUGAAAGUUCUGGCAGUAGGUCAGAAGCCGCCGCUAGCGAUAGCGUGCCAUUCCUGAAGCCAGAGCCGAAGGCCGACACCGCAGGCAAGUCACCUCCGCCAAAGCAGAGUGUGAUCCCUCCUGCAACGGGUCCUUUUGAAGGUUUUGGACGCUCAGCAACGGCUGCAGGCAAGACUGCCGAGUGGUUAGGUGUUGAAACUGUGCUGAACCGACCGCUGAAGAUCCUGAAAUGUCCGGAGUGCGAUGCAACGAUGGUCGAGGGCCAGUUGAAGUGCGACGGAUGUGGGUUCAUCGUGCAGAAGACUGCAUCUCAGCUCAGGAAAUCGAUCGGCAAGCGUCGGGUGGAACUGAUGGAGAAGCUUGGUCUGAAGCACCGCGUUGAAGGAGAUGUUUUGGCUCAGUCGAUGACCGGAAAGGAACUGCAAUCUCUUGGAAUUGUCGAUGCUGCAGGACGUGGGAGUGUUUCUCCAGAGACUGACUGGGUGCACGACGCCAAGGGCAAGCACAAGAGAGCAGUGAUUGAUUUGAGUUUUCACUCCGUCCACGAUCGCUACCUCAUGGAUGACUUGUUCCGAGAGCAAAUGCUGGAGGAGGGCAACACCGAGGAGGACAUGCAUUUCUUUGACCUGCUCAGGUUUGCCGUCAUGCCGAAGCUCAAGAGGUUCCCACAUGACAACAUCCUGAUCACAUGGGAGGGUGUGGAACAUUUGGAUGCGAACUACAACCUUCAACGACAGCUCAACAACAUUUUCGCAAAGAAUCACAAGACCGUGGUCGACCUGGCGAAGCAACAGCAGCAGCAGUCCGAAAGGGCUAAGGCCAAAAAUGCCGAGGCGAAGCGCAAAGCUGCCGAGGACGCCAAUGUUGCAAGAGCUUCUGUUCCAAAGGCAGCAAGUUCAGCUGAUGCAUCGUCAAGUCGCACUGCGCAAGCAGCUGCCAAAGCCUCAUCAUCGAGUGCAAGGCCUGCGCAAGAGUAUCAAAAGCCAACCUAUUGGAAAGGAAAGUGGUGGUUGAUGGAUGCACGUGGAAACUGGGUCGAAAAGAAGUGA